Messenger RNA from Planococcus citri (citrus mealybug), 3078 nucleotides. Its product is annotated as thyrotropin-releasing hormone-degrading ectoenzyme-like. The transcript is spliced from 17 exons. The record is from RefSeq and is a predicted model, not a curated record. Lineage: Eukaryota; Metazoa; Arthropoda; Insecta; Hemiptera; Pseudococcidae. Gene Ontology annotation, cellular component: cytoplasm. The coding region runs from base 254 to 3001 and encodes 915 amino acids. Gene Ontology annotation, molecular function: zinc ion binding; metalloaminopeptidase activity; peptide binding. Gene Ontology annotation, biological process: proteolysis; peptide catabolic process.
UUUGCGCUUAUUUGGUCGACUCAUCAAUUGCAGCUUCCUUUCGUUAUUUUCCCCUUGUAACGAUCUCGGAUCUCGCCGUAUCUGUAGCAUCGACGUAGGUGUGUGGAUUUAACACAACACGCGAGAGUAGGUAAUUAAUACCUACUCUGUAUACGACUCGUAUCUAAUUGUAGAAAUUUCGAAUCCACAUUGCUGGAAAUUGGAAUAUUUCAGUGUGAUUAGUGUUGACAUUCUGGAUAGUUCACCUUCAAAGAUGACGCGACUUAAAAUAAAAUUAUUGUAUUGGGCUGCCGCAUUUCUUUUCACUUUGCAAACAUGCCAGGCUAAUAAAAUUCCACAAUUCGUUCCCCAAGGAUACCAUAUCGAUUUGUAUCCAGAUUUAGAUACUAAGAUCUUGAAAGGCAUGGUGAUUAUUAAUAUCGCCACAUAUGCCGAGCCUACCAAUAUAAUUGAAUUGGAUGCCGAUCCUUCCGUAUCCAUACAGUAUAAAUCUGUCAAGGUCAUCGAAUUGACCAAGAAUCCCAGAAAUGCUGAAAAUAGAACGAAAUAUGAAAUCACGGCCGUAGAAAGAGUCUUAUUUACUCCAGGAACUUUGAAAAUUCACCUUAAUGGAAAACUUCUGAGAGAUAUAACUUAUCAAGUUCGUAUCGGUUUUGAAACUACCCUGAGGAAUGAUACGGAAGAAACUGAGCCAUUUUAUUUGAAAACUUACGUAGACAAAACACAACAAUUGAGGAAAAUUUUUGUGAUGGAUUUGACAAGAAACGGUUGCUACAAAGCGUUCCCUUGCUUCAAUCAACCAGCCUAUAAGAGCUGGAUUGCUAUAUCUGUGAUUCGCAAGAGUAGCUUUUAUGCAUUUACAUCGGCACCUUUGAACCAUACUGAAUCAUUAACUCCUGAUAAUUCAUUGGUGCAAGAUUUCUUCUUGAGUACUCCACCUUUAUCAAUGAAAUCGUUGGCAUUGGUUGUAACGAAUUUGGUUAUACCGCAACCUGAAUCACUAUCUGCAUCAGAGAGAAGUAACGAAGCUGAUAAUCCCAUAAAAUACGAAGUUCCCGCAUAUGUGUUGAAAUCAGAAACUCUUCAAACUGUGAUUAAGACUUUGGAAGAACAUCUCUUAAUACCUUUUCCGCCAAAAAACUUCAAUUUGCUGGCAUACCCUAAAAUUACUGGCAUACCUCAAAUUAAUGCCUACGGUUUAUUCGUUAUGACGCUUCGUGAAUCUUCAAACGAAGAAAUCUACAUUGGCAGGCUGAUCCUAGGAGUUCUCCGACAGUGGUUCAAUCACAUGGCUACACCUGUAUCUCAGCGUUCCAUUAUCGAACCAAUGUUGACGCGAUUUACGUACCAGAUGAGCUCCAAAAUUUUGGAAAAGCUCAAUAUUACUAGAAAAUACGAAUACCAACGCGAUUCUUUCGAAUUUAUGAAUUUUGUUUUGAGCGAAGACUUGACCAUAUUGAUGAAUUCUUCGACUUCUGACAUCUAUUCACUCUUCAUUUUCAUGAUGGAUAAAUUAUACGAAUCCAAACUACUCAACGAAGCUGCCCACAUGCUGCUGCGUAAAAAAGAAUUCAAAAUGUACUCGGAAGAAGACGUGUGGUUUAUGUUGAGCGAAGCCUCAGCCAGGUUAAAUAAAGAACUCGAACGUAAAAACUAUGAAAAUCUCAGAGAAGUGUAUAGUUCUUGGAAAGAAUACGGAUUUUUCCCGCUCGUUACCGUUCGCAGAGAUUAUAAUUCGAAUCAAAUCAAUGUCACUCAGGAACCAUUUUUAUACGGUAAUGACGAAUUUAAACUCUUAGAAGUGCAACAAAACGUGUCGUAUUAUCGACCACGUAUGAUACCUGCUGUAAUUAGUCAUCCUAAUAAUUACUUUACUAAGAAUGAAUUUCUCGGUUGGAUGUCGAAUAAUAACCACAGCUUUCAUUCUAAGUUCAUGGAUAGCUACGACUUUAUCGUUUUCAAUCCUUCCUAUAUCGGAUUUUUUGUCACAAAUUACGAUCAACGUAACUGGCAAAUGAUACUGGAAAAUUUCAAUUCUUUGCCAACACCUUACAAAUUGCAAUUAUUAUUCGAUUCGAUGAUCUUGGCCAAUAUGGGCAAAUUGGAGUACACGUUUUUCCUCAAUAUGUCUUUAUCUUUGAAUGCCAAUGAACGUGAUUUUCCAUUAUGGACCACAUAUCAUAAUAUUGUUACUCAUCUUAUUCGCAAAUUACACGGAGAAGUUGGUAGAAAAUUCCAAGAAUAUGUGUACCGUCAAAUGUUGACAUGGUUCAAUAAAAUUUCUACAUCACAUUUUAAUUCGUACUCUAAAAAUGAAAAAGAAUACAUUGAAAAAUCCAAAAAAGAAAUUAAAUAUCAUUUGACCUGUUUGAGAAGUCGAGCCGCUUGUUUCACCUUAUGGGAGUACGAAAUACUCAUGUUCGAAGUCAGAACAGGAAAAAGUUUAACUGGAGAACACAACUGUGCCAUAAUAAGAGGUGUUUCGGUACCUGAUUGGGAGAUUAUUGCAAAUGCCUUAUUCCACGCUUUGCAAAAUAACGCUACUAAUCAGAAAGAACAGGUAUUAAGGGUAUUGGCCUGCACCGAAAAUUCGAUCUCCUUUGAAACGCUCAUGAAUUUGGUGUACUUGAACUUCAACGAUGGAUUUUCUAUUGAUCAAGAUGAUCAGGAAUUGGUUUUGGAUGUUUUGAUGGACAAUGUUGAUUUCAAAUUGUUGAUGCCGUUUGUAAAUAAGAAUUUCUACGUUCUCAAGGAAAGGCUAAACGAUGAAGUGUGGACACAACUGAUCCGAGUACUCAUUACAGUAACAAAAACAGCCACCGAAUCGAAAGAAUUGUUUGAUUUUUACAACAAAUACGCUGGUCAAUUCGGCAUCGCUCAUGAAAUUAUGAGAGAGGGUUUAGUCAUCGUUUCGAAACGAGUCAGAAGAGACGAAGAAAUUUAUCCAGUCCUCGACAACUGGUUAAAUUUUGCUAUUAAUAAAUUUGAAGCCUUUGAAUAAUUUUAGUCACACUUGCAUCCUACUUAUUUUGUAUCACUAAUUAUUAAAUAAAAUAAAAAAUUUAUACAUUUUGUUAA